Messenger RNA from Mercenaria mercenaria, 2075 nucleotides. Its product is annotated as RING finger protein 151-like. The record is from RefSeq and is a predicted model, not a curated record. NCBI's taxonomy places the organism in Eukaryota, Metazoa, Mollusca, Bivalvia, Venerida, Veneridae. The transcript is spliced from 2 exons. The coding region runs from base 227 to 1060 and encodes 277 amino acids. Gene Ontology annotation, molecular function: zinc ion binding.
AACAUGACAAGAAUGCUUAACUGCUUUAAGUAAAUAUUGAUCACUGUUAGUUAUAACUCUUUGUUUUCACUUUUAAUAUUUCUGGCUGAAUUUCAAACAGAUUACCUAUAUAUACAACAAAUAUUUGGCCUCAGUUUUAAAAUUUGCCUUUUAAAUUAAAAGCCUUUUCUAUUCUACAAUGAGAUUUAUUUUGUGAUCGCUUUUCAUGCAAGAAUUUUAAUUUGAAAUGGGGUAUGACACAGACAGAUUCAGCUCUACGAUAAAUGAUGCUCUCACGUGUUGCAUAUGCCGUGACGUGUUGGAAGAUCCCGUUCAGGCUCCGUGUGAACACGCCUACUGUCGUUCCUGUAUUGAAGCUUGGCUAGUGCAUGAAACAACAUGUCCGGAAGACAGAAGACCGUUGUCGUAUUCGGGUUUGCGUCCACUUUUCCGAUACAUGAAAAAUGAUCUUAACAGACUACAAAUCAAAUGCAAAAACAGAGCUUACGGGUGUGAAAGCAUUAUCACACUUGAAUUUAUUGAAGCGCAUGAACGGGAUUGUAUUUUUGAGAGGAAGAAGUGUCCAAAUGAAAGAUGUACCUACUAUGCUGCACGACAGGAAAUUGACGAUCAUGUGAAAAGAUGCGAAUUCAGUCGAAAAGAAUGUCCAAAGGGUUGUGGACUAUUACUGGCAAGGCCUUCAGAUGCAGAUCAUAACUGUAUUCAAGAACUGAAAACGUGCAUUGAGGUUUUGCGAUUAGAGUUUGCAUGCAAGUUUGAUGAUCAGAGGCAAGAUAUUGAAUUACGGCUUGACACACAAAGAAAUCACAUGAUACAAAGAGAGGCGGGCCUUCAGAGUCAGAUGGAUGCACUUAAAUCUGAAAAUUCUCGUCUGGAAUUGAAAGUCCAAUCUCUAAUGGACAUCCAGCUGGAGAGACGUCAAGAUAUCGAAAAACUGAAACUGGAAAAUAAAGAGCUCACAGAGUUGCUUAAAAAGACAUCAGUGAUGUCAGAAGUAAGACACACCCCUGGAAGACUUCAGCGUAGACACACCUUUAGAGGAAAAGAAUCACAUGUUUAGAGGGUGGAAUAUUUAAUGUGUUUCAAGAUAAAUAUUUCAAAAGCUGUUUCAAAAAUCACAGGGAUUCAUAAUGUUCAUAAAUUCACAAAAAUAUUUCAGCUAUGGGUACCAUAUUAAGGAUGUAAUUGUUUUUCCAUUAGUAAACUCAUUCCAUUUAUAGUUGUUUCAAGGGCAUUAAAUGCACUUAAUCAUGAUGCACUCUAUCUUUCAUUUUAUUUUUUUUUAAAAAUGUAAAAUCAGGGAUGUAUCUAGGAUUUCUGAUAAGAGUGGAGUGACAUUGGAGAAGAAUUUUUUAAGUGUUUUAUAUCAUGAAUAUUUCUCUCAACUAGUUUUAUUUUCAGCCUUGUCAAUACCUAAAUCAACAUUAACAGCUAUGAAUGGUGACCAAGGAUUAUUAUAUCUUGGACCAAAUAUUACAAUAUUAUUUACCUUUUAAUUUUGUUUCAUUAAAUUUAAAACUUAUUCCAUCAUGUAUAAAAUGUUAUGUAUGUACUGUGCUUGUAUAAAACUUAUAUAAUGCCAUGUUGAUAUAAAAGUAACUACUGUUUUACUUGUUUGGUAUUAUCUUGAAAAAGACAGAGCUCUAAAACGUCAGUAAAAUAUACUGUAGAAUAUUGUGAAAUUGUGUUCGAUGAAUCUUGUCUGACAAACCCUAUUUCUUAACAGAGUCAUCCUGACAAGAAUUUACCACCAACACCUGGCCUAACUUACAAGUUGUAAAAACAGCAAGAUCAGAGCCUUAUUAAUAAAUCUGGUUAGACAACAAAUCUAGAGGGCUCGUCAUUAUCUAAGUUUGGACUAGCUCAGCACUUAAAGUACAUGUCUAUUAUAUGUGUGUAGAAUUUAUAUAUUAUAAAUAGUAACUUGGAAAUGAAACAAAAUUUGUAAAAUUUGGAACUGUGAUGAUAUGACUGUUUAAAAUAGUCAAAUCUUGCAAUUGCAAACGUUCCAAUUCAAACAGAAUUAUUUCCAAUCUUAUAGUGCAUAGAGAAUAUAUAUAAUUAUAUAAUAGUUG